Messenger RNA from Musca domestica (house fly), 2347 nucleotides. RefSeq names its product antichymotrypsin-2-like. Bases 46 to 2166 code for a protein of 706 amino acids. Gene Ontology annotation, molecular function: serine-type endopeptidase inhibitor activity. The record is from RefSeq and is a predicted model, not a curated record. Lineage: Eukaryota; Metazoa; Arthropoda; Insecta; Diptera; Muscidae. The transcript has 6 exons.
UUUCUUUGGCAUUUAUUGUUCAAUUUCUUUGCUGAAUUUGUCGAAAUGGGAACGGUAAAAACCUUUACAACUACGUUUGUAGUUGCUUUGUUAUAUACAAUAACAACUGCAACGGAAAACAUUGGAAGCAGCUUGUUAAAAGAUUUAGUGCCAUCAGGCUAUGAUAAAAAUGUCAUCGUGUCACCCUUUUCGGCUGAGACAUGCCUGGCCAUGAUACGCAUGGGAGCUGAAGGAAAAACUGCCCAAGAGUUAGAUAAUAUCCUGAAUUUAGGCAAAUUUGUUUUAAACGUUUUGCCGGAUAAUUAUCACAACGAAUUGGCGAAGUACGUUAAAGCCGAACAUUUUAAAUUUGCCAACAAAAUCUAUGUGAAAAAUGGUCAAUCCAUAAAUGAGGAUUUCAAAACAUUGCUCGCCGGUAAAUACUUUUCAUCAGCUGAGAACAUGGAUUUCACUCAAACGGAAAAGACAGCCGAGGCCAUCAACGAAUGGGUUGCCUCAACGACAGGAAAUACAAUCAACAAUUUGGAAGAAAAUCUACAACCCAACACAGAUCUGCUUCUAGUGAGCUCAGUUAAUUUCAAUGGUCCUUGGAAGACUGGAUUCAAUGCGAAUUGGACGAAGCCAGAUAAAUUCUAUGUUGAUGAAGAUGAUAAUUUUGUCAUGGUGCCAAUGAUGAAAGUUCGUUCUUAUUUUCGCUAUGGCAGACAAGCGGCAAUGAAUGCUGGUGCCAUACUGUUGCCAUAUCGCGAUGCGGGUCUAUCGAUGUUGGUGGUGGUGCCAUUUAGAGCUGACGGCUUGGAUAAAGUUUUGACAACAAUGAAAUCGAUGGAUAUGCCAACGUUUAUUGAAACUAAAGUUUUUCAAAGGAAGAAUAUCGAAUUUCGUAUGCCGAAAUUUAAAAUGGAUGUUACAGUCAACUUAAAGGAUAGCCUUAAAAACUUUCAACGCGGUCGUGAGUGGAUAGAGCAAAGACAAAGAAUGGGGCUGAAAGGAAGUAUAGCAAUAAUUUUAGGCACCUUGCUGCUAUGCCUGUCCGGAACCUUAGCAGAUUCCCAAGAUUCGCUGAAAUUCCAUUCGAGUUUGGAGAAUUUUAGCAAAGAUAUUUUCUCGGAAAUCUAUCAAAGGAACAGCGAUAAAAGCAUCAUAUUUUCACCAUUUUCAAUUCAAACCUGUUUGGCCAUGGUGCGAAUGGGGGCUGAUGGAGAAACAGCCGCCGAGAUGGAUGAUGGCCUCAGUUUGACAGGUCAACCGGUGGAAAAGGUAGUCGACAAUUAUCACACAAUUCUAUCGAAAUAUGAUGAUGGAAAAACCCUGAAAAUUGCCAAUAAAAUCUAUGUGGCCAAAGACUAUGAUCUGAAAGAUACCUACAAUAAUGUUUUGACCAAUAAUUUUUACUCAGCGGUGGAAAAUGUAGACUUCGGUCAAGGUGCAAAAACAGCCAAAUUAAUGAAUUCUUGGGUUGAAUCGAAAACUGAUAACACUAUCCAUGAUAUUGUUAGCCCGACAUCACUUACCACCGAUACACGUCUUGUGCUCUUGAGUGCCAUUUAUUUCAAGGGCAACUGGGAGAAACCAUUCGAUUUGAAAUACACCGAAGAGGAAGACUUCUAUAUCGAUGAUAAGAAUACCGUUAAAGUCCAGAUGAUGUUCAAGUCCGGAAUGAUGUCUGCCAAGGAAAUUUCUGAAUUGGAUGCCACUGCCAUUCGUUUGCCUUACAGAGAUUGUGAUCUUUCCAUGGUGAUUAUAUUACCUAAUGAGCGCAAUGGUUUGCCUGAUUUGGUGGAGAAAUUGAAAACAUUUUCAUUGGCAUCACUGGCCGGCCAAGGUCUGAGGAGAAGAGGGGUGCGCCUUUUCUUGCCCAAAUUUAAGGCAGAAUUUGAAGUGGUUCUUAAUGAGCCUUUGAAAAAGCUGGGCAUGAAGCAAAUGUUCUCUCAGGCCAAUUUGAGCAAUAUGCUCCAAGGAAUUGAACCACUUCAGGUCUCGGAAGUUGUCCACAAAGCCUUCAUUGAUGUUAACGAAGUGGGUACCACUGCUGCUGGUGUUACAAAAAUUGGAAUUAUGACCCGCACCAGACCUUUGGAUUUCAAAGCCAAUCAUCCAUUCUACUAUGCCAUAGUAAAUGAGGAUUCUGUUCCCCUCUUCCAGGGAACUUUUGUGGGAAAAUAAAAAGAUUAUGUUUUCCAAAAUUAAAUCAAAUAAAUACCCUAUUGUUAUCAGAACAUAAAACUGCUAUGAUUAUCCUGAUUAAACAGGAUAAAAAGUAUCAGCCGAUUGUGCCAACAGAUGUAUACCCUCAGGCAAUGUUCGAUUAUUGAAAUAUAUUUUGACUUCUGUUAUGAUUAUUCAA